AUGGAAAAUCAAGAGGUUGCAUUCAUUUCUGGUCCCAUCGACAGUGGGCCACAGGAGGAAUACUUCAAGCACUAUAUCCCGCGCAUCAAUGAUGCAGUCCAGCGCGGCGACAACUUUGUUAUUGGCCCCAUACCCACCGGAGUCGACGCAGAUGCCCUCUCCUAUUUGCUGGCAUACCCUGUGCCACCAACCCGAAUCACAAUUUGUGUAACGCCAGCAGAAGAUGGGAUGUGGGGUGACCGAUUUCGAGCGACCGGUGUUAAUGUACGCGUCGUGAAUGGCCAAAUGACGCGUGAACGCGACGCGACACUCACCAGCAUAAGCACAUAUGAUAUCUUGCGAGUGCGCACCAAGGCCGAGGCCCAAAAAUUCUAUGGGCGUCUCUGGCGGGAGGGUUAUGUGACCAAUACUGAGCGCAAUUGGAAGCGUCGACGUGGGAUUGCGGAGGAUGUGGCUGUAGAUGCAAAGGAGAUUAAUCGAUAUGUGGGCAUGGCUUCUGUGAAUGAAGAAACAAUUGUACACUCGAGAUGGACUAGGAUCUUUCGCAGGCGAUUGUUUGACAUGUUUGCAUAA
This is a messenger RNA of Penicillium verhagenii, 573 nucleotides long. RefSeq lists its product as uncharacterized. The transcript has a single exon. The record is from RefSeq and is a predicted model, not a curated record. Bases 1 to 573 code for a protein of 190 amino acids. NCBI's taxonomy places the organism in Eukaryota, Fungi, Ascomycota, Eurotiomycetes, Eurotiales, Aspergillaceae.